UCACCUGUCAGUCAAAAUAACGCGGGAGAGCUCAGCGAUUAAGAAGAGAAGGUGACGACGAGGAGGAGAGAGGAGGCCGGGAGAGGACAGGAAAUAUUUGGAAAUUUUGAAUUGUGAAGAUGGAGGAUGAUUUUGAAAUAUUAAUGCCAUUUGCAAUACGAUCUCAGGUAGUGACACGAUUUCAACCACUGCCCAUUAUCUCCAAUUCACCAUUGUCUCCUCUUAAAGAACGCUAUGGACCUGAUUUCUGGGAGAGACUGAUCAGACAGCCGUGUGUUUGCAAAACUGGGGUUUGCGGCGCGAUUUCCAGCUAUCCGGUAUGGAGUGCGAAUGAGGAACUGCGCAGCCUGAACACGCCGAGCCUGGAGACUCUGCCGCCUCCAUCUGAACUGUGCAGGGGGAAGAGGAGGAAGAAGAAGCUGGGAAAUGAGAAGAGAGUAAUGGCGGUGCAGCAUCAUAUCCAGGAGCUCAGGCAGAAGCAGAGCAGUCUAGAACAGCAGAGGGCUAUGAAGUGCAGAGGUUAUGAGAUCCCCGACUUUAAGUUUAGGGAAGAGGCGCAAACAGAUGUGGCCAACGUUCGGGAUCAGCAGGAGGAUUUGCCCUAUUUCCUGGACAUCACAGGCGACCACAGAGAUGACUGCAUCAGAGUGUUCAGCACCUCACCACAGCAAGGCCCCUUUGGGGAGGUGAGAACUGAGCCGACACCACAGGAGCGAAACCCUGGCCAUGAAGAGUAUCUUCCGGCGCAUGCGCAGGGACAGCAGGACAAUGCCCUGAACCUGACGCACUUCUGGUACAGCGUCGCGUACUACCUCCCCUUCCAGAGGGUAAACGGCAAGAUCUAUUAG
Molecule: messenger RNA, 848 nt
Organism: Pseudophryne corroboree (corroboree frog)
Lineage: Eukaryota; Metazoa; Chordata; Amphibia; Anura; Myobatrachidae
Product: protein INCA1-like
Exons: 8
Coding region: 120-848 (242 amino acids)
Biological process (GO): negative regulation of cell population proliferation; negative regulation of cyclin-dependent protein serine/threonine kinase activity
Cellular component (GO): cytoplasm
Molecular function (GO): cyclin binding; cyclin-dependent protein serine/threonine kinase inhibitor activity
Source: RefSeq, a predicted model, not a curated record